AUGUCUAAUAAGAUUGUUGUUCUAGGGGCGGGUGUCUCGGGCCUCACAACUGCAUAUCUUCUGUCCAAAGAUCCCGCCAACAAACUCACCAUACUGGCAAAGUAUAUGCCUGGUGACUACGAUAUUGAAUAUGCAUCUCCGUGGGCUGGUGCCGACUAUUUGCCUUUUGGAAAAGAGGGCAGUAAUCAACGUGAAUGGGAGCGGGCUUCCUGGCCAGCGUUGAGAGAAAUAGCAGAGAAGUUUCCCGAGGCAGGUCUAUAUUUUCGAAAUUGUUUGAUCUACAAGCGCAAGAAGGACCAGGGACCUGCUGCGAGGGGCGAGAUUUCGAAGUCUGUCCAGUCGCCUCCCUGGUUCGCCGACUUGAUGCCAGACUUCAAAGUGAUCUCUUCGGAUCAAUCGGCACCUGAAAUCGACAGUGUUCAAAGUUUCACUUCUAUUUGCAUCAAUACCGCCAUUUAUCUACCGUGGCUAGUUGGCCAAUGUGUCAAAAAUGGUGUCAUUUUCAACAGAGCCAGUUUCCAUCAUAUUUCCGAAGCUGCCAAUGCACAUCAUUCAGGGCAAAAUGCAGAUGUUAUAGUUAACUGCACAGGGCUAUCUUCCAAAUUCCUCAAUGGAGUUCGUGAUGACAAUCUCUAUCCAGAUAGGGGUCAGAUUGUGAUCGUUCGUAAUGAUCCCGGCUUCAUUGUCUCUGUCUCAGAGGCUGAAAGUGGUAGAAAUGAAGUCUCAUAUAUUAUACCUCGCGCUUGUGGCGGAGGUACCAUUAUUGGCGGCUCACACCAUCAGCACGAUUGGAACCCCUUGCCAGACCCAAACCUUGCAAAUCGUAUUAUGAAACGUGCUAUUGCGAUUUGUCCACAGCUUGUGAAGAAGGGCCAGGGAAUUGAGGGUUUGGAUAUUGUUCGGCACGGCGUUGGAUUACGACCUAUGCGCAAUGGUGGGCCUCGGGUUGAGAAAGACCAAGUGGAAGGUGUGUCAGUGGUUCAUAAUUAUGGCCAUGGAGGCUUUGGAUACCAGGCUUCGUUUGGCUGUGCCGUUACAGCUGUCUCGUUAGUAAAAGAAGUAUUGUCAAAGAAAACGCGGGCUAAACUUUGA
Penicillium angulare is the source of this 1092-nucleotide messenger RNA. Its product is annotated as FAD-dependent oxidoreductase. The record is from RefSeq and is a predicted model, not a curated record. The transcript is spliced from 5 exons. The coding region runs from base 1 to 1092 and encodes 363 amino acids. NCBI's taxonomy places the organism in Eukaryota, Fungi, Ascomycota, Eurotiomycetes, Eurotiales, Aspergillaceae. Gene Ontology annotation, molecular function: D-amino-acid oxidase activity; FAD binding.